AUGUCCUCAAAGGACAUGACAGAGCGAUCAUCGAAUACUCCCGCCGACAAUGCCGCCACUACUCCCAAUUCUGCUUCAGCAAAUUCGUCAGUUACGCAUACAGCUAUACCAUCAGCUACCUCGCAUCUUGCUGCUCCGCGCACAUUAAGCAUUGCAUCCAUUACAUCACAAUUUCCUAUAAACAUGUCAUCAAUGUCUCGUCCAGCAUCAGUACCAGGAUCCGUUCCCACAACUCGUACUCUUACGACAGAAGUUACACAAAUUCCACAAGGUCCACAACAACAGAUGGCUUUGAUACCAAAUCCUCCACUCCAGCGGGUGAUUGUGGCAGCGGCUUUGAGAAAUACUCCUCCUGAUGCCGAUGCUACCACUCUUGCAGAACUUGCGUUGGGAAGACCGUUGAAUGCUCCUGAAGAUAUGCAGGAAAUUGGAACAAUGCCAUCGGUUAUUGGGAUAAGAAAUCCAGCCUCCGCAUCAAUUCUGACAUCGGGAGGUCGUGGUCCUGCUGGCAAUACUAAUAGUUCUUCCGCGGCUAAGCAAUCGGCUGAGAUUCUGACCCCAACCCUAGCACCGGUUACCAUGGCGUCAUACAGCCCUGCCUCUACAUCUCUUUGUUUAGCACCAGCACCAAGAUUUUGCGACCUGAUGAACGUGGUAGAGAACACGAGGCAUAACCCCUUCCGACAUGCAAAUGAACACCAACCCACUAUACUAGACCAAAUCAUGAGUCACCUCGGUGCUGCCGAUCAAUCAAGUCUUCGAGAGACCAAAAAUGGAUUUCCAGAUCUGGAGGAAGAGGCUAAUUUAGAUCAGGAGAUUGAGAUGCCGCCAUCUCAUGUAUCUCAUGUAUCUCGUGCCUCUCGUUCAUCUCGUUCAUCAUCUUCAUCAUCAUCGUCUUCUUCUUCAUCUUCUUCAUCAGACGAAGAUACAAGACCGCAUGAUCGAGAUAGAUCUGAAGAAUUUGAUGCCGGGGAAUUCCAGCCAGGUGGAGAAGACAAAGAUGCAUACGGAAGCGAAGACAAAGAUAAAAAUCCCUCUGAGUCUCAAGAUUACACAUCUUCGGAACGCGAUGCACGGGAUAAAGAUAAAGAUGAAGAAACCAAAGGAACAGACGAGGGAAGCAAAACCCAUACAUCUACAUCUACAAGCUCAUCACACAAACACAAACACCUCUCAUAUCUCUUCCCCGACUCACUGUAUACGCUUUCAGAGUUUCCCACAAUUGAACUUGAACUUGAUGCUCUUUCCUGUCCCUAUCCCAGUCCCGAAUCCGAAUUCGAAUUUGGAUUUGAAUUUGAAUUUGAAGAUUCUGCUUUGGUUGAAGCGCCUGAGGAAGUCUGCGAGAGAUUACUUGAUGAGUUUUGGGGGUUGGGUGUUGAUUCCUAUUCUUAUUCUUAUUCUUAUUUGCAUUCAGAUUGCGAUUCUCGUCCUCGUUCGACUUUAAGUUCUGAUUCGAAUUCCAAUUCCGAUACAGAUUCAUCUGGAAACGAAACUGAAGAGAGCGUGGAGUUUUUGGGGACUGAUACUCAUGUUGAUAUUCAUGUUCGCGAUGGAAAACUAUACCGGUAUAUAGAUGCAGAUGCAGAUACGAAGACGAAUACCUCUGCGGAAGUUGAAUGUUCUCGUUCUCGCAAACGUCGAUAUUACUCGGUUUCGAAAGAGGGGUUUUUAGAGGGAAUGGGGGGGUGUACGCAGGAUUUGGAUGGAGAUGGAGGUGGAGAUGGAGAUGGAGAUGGAGGUGGAGAUAUAUGGGCCUUAGAAGCAACAUCAACACCAAGUAUCAAGAGGAGAAAAGUUCUGAUGUGA
Sclerotinia borealis F-4128 is the source of this 1806-nucleotide messenger RNA. The record is from the annotation of a GenBank genome assembly. Lineage: Eukaryota; Fungi; Ascomycota; Leotiomycetes; Helotiales; Sclerotiniaceae.